GCUCCUGUGAUUCGGCUGAAGAAAGAGUGUCAGAACACAGGGGACAAACUCCUGCUGAAGCAGCUGAGAGCCACGGGACUCACUAUUAUAAAGAUGGCGUUUAUUAAAGAGGAGAGCGAAGACGUGAUGAUUGAAGAAGUCAAACAUGAAGAUACUGAGACACAAACAGACCUGAUGGCGCUGAAAGAGGAGAGUCAAGAACUAAAUGAAAAAAAAGACAAAGAUCAGCAUGAAGAAUAUCGUGACUUCAAAACUGAAGAAAAAUCUUCUUGUUGCUCACAGACUGAAAAGACUGUGUCAAAAAAAAGAGCUCGAAAGAAAGCAACCGAAAGUAAUUUCACCUGCUUUCACUGUGGAAAGAGAUUUGAUCAACUAGACAACCUUAAAGUCCACAUGAGAAUUCACACUGGAGAGAAGCCUUACACUUGCCAACAUUGCGGAAAAAAGUUUUAUCAACAAGGAAACCUUAAAGUCCACAUAAGAAUUCACACUGGAGAGAAGCCCUACACCUGCCAACAAUGUGGAAAAAGUUUCAACAAGAAAGGGAACCUUAAAGUCCACAUGAGAAUCCACACAGGAGAGAACCCUUUCACCUGCCAGCAUUGUGGAGUAAGUUUCACUCAAAGAGGAAGCCUUAAAAUGCACAUGAGAACUCACACAGGAGAGAGUCCUUUCACAUGCCAAGAGUGUGGAAAAGGUUUUAUUCGAAAAGGAAACCUUAGAAGCCACAUACGAAUUCACAAUGGAGAGAAGCCUUACCCCUGCCCACAGUGUGGAAGGAGGUUUACACAUAAACCCACCCUUAAUGUCCACAUGAGAACUCACACUGGAGAGAAGCCAUUUGUGUGUGCUCAGUGUGGAAAGAGUUUCCGGUAUCAUUUAAGCCUUAAUAACCAAAAACUCUUGGCGAGCUCUUUCUAA
Molecule: messenger RNA, 921 nt
Organism: Sinocyclocheilus grahami
Lineage: Eukaryota; Metazoa; Chordata; Actinopteri; Cypriniformes; Cyprinidae
Product: gastrula zinc finger protein XlCGF49.1-like
Exons: 3
Coding region: 94-921 (275 amino acids)
Biological process (GO): regulation of transcription by RNA polymerase II; embryo development
Cellular component (GO): nucleus
Molecular function (GO): DNA-binding transcription factor activity, RNA polymerase II-specific; RNA polymerase II transcription regulatory region sequence-specific DNA binding
Source: RefSeq, a predicted model, not a curated record